Molecule: messenger RNA, 2935 nt
Organism: Bombyx mori (domestic silkworm)
Lineage: Eukaryota; Metazoa; Arthropoda; Insecta; Lepidoptera; Bombycidae
Gene: Tm2
Product: tropomyosin 1
Exons: 7
Coding region: 759-1613 (284 amino acids)
Biological process (GO): muscle contraction; actin filament organization
Cellular component (GO): actin filament
Molecular function (GO): actin filament binding
Source: RefSeq, a predicted model, not a curated record
AUGUUGUUUAGCAAGCUGUAGACGUGUCUGCCAUUCGAAGAAACUAAAAAUUAAUAAAUAAUAUUGAAAAAAAAUACCGUUGGUAGUUUACCUAAAUGUGCAUUGAAGAUUUUUCUGUAUUAAAUUUUGUACCUACAAUACUUUUUAGUACAUAUUUAUUUACAUGCAUUUUGAGGACAACAAAUGUUUAAAAAAAGUUAACCUUUAUGCUUGAUCGGAAAAAAUAUAGCUAACGUGCAAAACUCCAACGAUUUGAUUUAACAAUUUUGUACAAAUAUCAUGAAAAUUAUGUUAAUGCGGUAAAAUUAAACGUCAAUGGAGUCCAGUAGCGCUUACGCUAAAUAUAGCCAAGCGAUCAGCGGGUGGGCUCUUGAAGGAAUUUGAGAAAUCUGCAAAUUCUUUAAUAGCUUAAACAAAUGAUGGCACAGACCCAUCCGUAUCAUCAGCCACGUGUCUUGAUAGCAUCGAUCUAUCGACACCAAGCCGUCACAAGUCGGUCGCGUCCAUCGCUUUUGGCCAAACAGAAUCGCGACUUGUAAGAUGAUGUGCGAGACUGUGACGGCCUGUGAUCCCGGCGUUCAUUACGAUCGUGACGGCAUAUCGGAAUCCUGGAUUUUUGGCACCGAAAAUAGUCGGGCGGGCGCGCGCUACGGCCGCGAGGGCGGGCGCGGCGCAGUGCGUGUCGCUCCGCCGUGUGAACAGCCCGUUCGUGAGGCGUAUUUAAUUCGACCGGACCGUAACAACAAAAAGCCGCCACCAUGGACGCGAUCAAGAAGAAGAUGCAGGCGAUGAAGCUGGAGAAGGACAAUGCCAUGGACAAGGCCGACACCUGCGAACAGCAGGCUAGAGACGCCAACCUCCGUGCUGAGAAGGUAAACGAGGAAGUCCGCGAACUCCAGAAGAAGCUCGCCCAGGUGGAGGAAGACCUGAUCCUGAACAAGAACAAACUGGAGCAGGCCAACAAGGACCUUGAAGAGAAGGAGAAGCAGCUGACCGCCACCGAAGCCGAGGUCGCUGCCCUCAACAGGAAAGUGCAGCAGAUUGAGGAAGACCUCGAGAAAUCUGAGGAGAGGUCCGGCACCGCCCAACAGAAGCUGCUCGAGGCCCAGCAGUCGGCUGACGAGAACAACCGUAUGUGCAAAGUGUUGGAGAACAGGGCACAGCAGGACGAGGAGCGUAUGGACCAGCUCACCAACCAAUUGAAAGAGGCCCGUCUCCUCGCCGAGGACGCUGACGGAAAAUCCGACGAGGUUUCGCGAAAACUGGCCUUCGUUGAAGACGAACUCGAAGUCGCCGAAGACCGUGUCAAGUCUGGUGACGCUAAGAUCUCAGAGCUUGAAGAAGAAUUAAAGGUCGUCGGUAACUCCCUUAAAUCUCUCGAAGUAUCCGAAGAGAAAGCUAACCAGCGCGUCGAAGAGUUCAAGAAGCAGCUGAAGACCCUGACCGGCAAGCUGAAGGAGGCCGAGGCCCGUGCCGAGUACGCCGAGAAGACAGUCAAGAAACUGCAGAAGGAGGUCGACAGGCUCGAAGACGCAUUAUUCAACGAGAAGGAGAAAUACAAGGCGAUAUGCGAUGACUUGGACGGCACAUUCGCAGAGUUGACAGGAUACUAACAAACCUUCAUAGAUUUUCGUCUAAAACGUACCUACCAUCCGAUUUGCGUCAUCAACCAUUUUUCCAUACAUUUCCGCGCACGUUAUGCCUCACAGAACAUUCAUUAGAUUUUAGUUUCAUAGCAGGAAGAAACGACAAAUUCAAGAUCAGUUUUCAUGGAUCCAGCUCGACUACACAAAUAUGUUUAAUGCUGUAUAACCUAUUUAUCAAUAUUUAGAGGAUUGUCACUACAGUGUGGUCUUGUGUGGUCUUUUAGUGUCAAAAUUUCAGUGUUUGGUGACAAUCCUUUGGAUAUCGUAGUUUAAGCCCCGCUUUAUUUGUUGUGAUUAACUUGUCUUUCGCUUUGCGCCCACCGCCGUGGACCUAUGCUUCCAAGGUACUUUUACUAUUCAAUCACGUAAUUCUUCUUUUUUAAAACCAAAAUAAAGCUGUCCGCUUGUGCUCCUAAUUGAAGUUCAAUUAAAUUUCUUACGAAUUAUUCGACUUAAUUCACGACACUAUUAUAAUUAUUAUUUACUAGCAGCCCGGUCCGGCUUGGCUCGGGUAUUUAACAAAAAUUUCAACGAUGUUUCACGUUGUUUUAUUUUUUUAAAUAAAAGAACACUUAUUGCGGCAUAACUGUAAUAGUUAGACAUACGCUGCCGCGACAUUUUUUGUUGAUAAUAAAGUGUUCUAUAAAGUCGUAGGGCACGCGAUGUAAAGAAUAUUUUUAGAAUUUUUUUUACACCAUGGGUUACAUUAUUGGAGUUUUAGUAAAGAUCCCUAAUUUUUUCUAAAAAGAUUAUGGCCUAUAUCACUUGGGAAUAGUGUAGCUUCUAAACAGUGAGAGAAUUUUUCAAAUCGGUUCAGUAGCUUCGGAGCCUAUUCAAUACAAACAAACAAAUCUUUCCUCUUUAUAAUAUUAUUAGUAUAGCAGUAUAGAAAACAAAAUGGUAGAAAAAAAUCGAAGCAUCUAGAAAUAUGAAAUUAUUGCCCCGUAGUGUGCGAUGCUGUAAUGCAAUGUCUUUAAUAUUAUUUACGUGUCCGUUUCCAGACGAGCUUGGCAUCAACAAGGAUAGAUACAAGAGCUUGGCUGAUGAGAUGGAUUCCACCUUCGCCGAGUUGGCUGGUUACUAAGCUCUCGCACUCCACAUACAGACCACACACACACACAAACAGAACAUGUACACACACAUACGCAGCGCCGCUGCCACACACACACAAACACAUGUACAUUAAUCACACAACAACUCGGAUACAUGUUUACACGUGAUGUAAUAAUAUUUAUUAAUAUUUUAUGUAAAUUUAUUUACGAUUUUCAAUAAAAUUUAAUUUAUAACAA